UGCAAAAGCCAAAGCUUUCUUUUGAUUGCCCCCAAAACAUAAAUCUUUCUGUCUUCACGUUCCAUUGUAAUAAACAUUUCGACCACAAACUGACAAGAUCGUAUACUAAACACGUAUGUAAACCGUAUAUUAUACGGUCUUCUUCUUCAUCUCUUACAAAACACAGACAGCGAAAAACUCUUUCUUCCUCUCUCUCACUCUCUCUCUCUCAAUGUUCCAUCUCACCAUCCUCUGCUCUUUACUUUCUCUAUUCCUCCUCCCGCCGGCGAAUCUCGCCGCCGUGAGUGAUGACGAGUUCCUAAAGCUCCCGUUACUACGUAAAUCUCCGUUACCUUCUCCGACGCAAGCUCUCGCUUUAGACACUCGCCGUCUCCAUUUUCUCUCGCUCCGCCGUAAACCCAUCCCCUUCGUCAAAUCCCCGGUAGUCUCCGGCGCUUCUUCCGGGUCGGGUCAGUACUUCGUGGAUCUCCGAAUCGGCCAACCGCCUCAGUCGCUACACCUAAUCGCCGAUACAGGAAGCGAUCUCGUUUGGGUGAAAUGCUCCGCUUGCCGGAACUGCUCUCUCCAUUCUCCCGCCACCGUCUUCUUCCCUCGCCACUCCUCCACAUUCUCUCCCACUCAUUGCUACGACCCGCUUUGUCGACUCGUGCCCGAACCGGUUCGGGCGCCGAAAUGUAACCAUACCCGGAUCCAUUCCACGUGUCAUUACGAGUACGCUUACGCGGACGGUUCAUUAACUUCCGGUCUAUUCGCCACCGAAACGACGACGUUGAAGACGAGCUCCGGUAGAGAGGCGUAUCUAAAAAGCGUUGCUUUCGGAUGCGGGUUUCGGAUCUCGGGUCAAAGCGUUUCUGGUGCGAGUUUUAACGGAGCCCAUGGAGUAAUGGGCUUGGGCCGUGGGCCCAUUUCUUUCGCGUCUCAGUUGGGCCGUCGCUUCGGUAACAAGUUUUCGUAUUGCUUAAUGGAUUACACUCUCUCCCCGCCCCCGACGAGCUACCUCAUUAUCGGCGACGGCGACGGCGGUGGCGGAGUUCGUUCCAAGCUUCUAUUCACUCCGUUGCUCACGAAUCCAUUCUCUCCGACGUUUUACUACAUCCGACUGAAAUCAGUUUCCGUCAACGGCGCGAAGUUACGAAUCCAUCCUUCCGUUUGGGAGAUCGACGGUUCAGGUAACGGCGGAACCGUCGUGGAUUCCGGCACCACCCUCGCGUUCUUAGCUGAUCCGGCGUAUCGACUGGUGGUCGCGACUGUGAGACGACGGAUCCGGCUCCCGAUUGCGGCGGAGCUAACCCCGGGAUUCGAUCUGUGCGUUAACGUCUCCGGCGUUUCGAAACCGGAGAAGUUAAUGCCGAGGUUGAAAUUCGAGUUCGCCGGAGGUGCGGUGUUCGUUCCGCCGCCGAGGAAUUACUUCAUCGAGACGGAGGAGCAUGUCCAGUGUCUGGCGAUACAAUCGGUGAACCAGAAGGUUGGAUUCUCGGUGAUGGGGAAUUUGAUGCAGCAAGGGUUCGUGUUUGAGUUCGAUAGGGAUAGAUCACGGCUUGGUUUUUCUCCUCGUGGUUGCGCUUUGCCGUGAUGAUUUCGUUUCGAGGAUUUUUUGUUUUUUAAAUCGUUUUCACUUCUUUUUUUUUAUCCUCUUGAAAGUACGAGACUGGGAGACGGUUCACUCUUACCGAAUAUAGGAAUAAAAAUAAUGCUUUUUGGAGUUUGUA
This is a messenger RNA of Brassica napus (rape), 1709 nucleotides long. RefSeq names its product aspartyl protease family protein 2-like. Bases 212 to 1573 code for a protein of 453 amino acids. The transcript has a single exon. The record is from RefSeq and is a predicted model, not a curated record. Gene Ontology annotation, molecular function: aspartic-type endopeptidase activity. Gene Ontology annotation, biological process: proteolysis. NCBI's taxonomy places the organism in Eukaryota, Viridiplantae, Streptophyta, Magnoliopsida, Brassicales, Brassicaceae.